Anopheles coluzzii is the source of this 2368-nucleotide messenger RNA. RefSeq names its product ADP-ribosylation factor 1 (gene Arf79F). Bases 644 to 1192 code for a protein of 182 amino acids. The transcript has 6 exons. The record is from RefSeq and is a predicted model, not a curated record. Lineage: Eukaryota; Metazoa; Arthropoda; Insecta; Diptera; Culicidae. Gene Ontology annotation, cellular component: plasma membrane; cytoplasm. Gene Ontology annotation, molecular function: GTP binding; GTPase activity. Gene Ontology annotation, biological process: intracellular protein transport; vesicle-mediated transport.
UCUGUGUGUGUGCGUGCGUGUACAUAGGGGCGAAAGUUAACGCGAGCUUUGGCUGGCAAUUCGUGGUGACGAAAAGUGACGGAAAAGGUCGGGACCGCGAUAGCACUGGGUUUUGGCCGCAAAUAGUUAAGAAAUAGCUGACGGGAGCGUAGAUUGAAAAGUUCCAUCAACAGCAGAGAAGCAGCAGUGUGUUUGUGUGCGUUAAUGUUUCUUUAGCGACGGAACCUCGGCCGCCUACGAUAAAUUCUCCCGCACAUUCAACACGAGCGUCCGGUGGUCCCCCCGCGUGACAGCAGUGUGCAAAAGUGAAGUUUGAGUCCGUAGACAACCGAGCAGUGGUGGUGGUGGUGUGUUUGGGACGUUGUAGAGAGUUCGGAUCCGGUGGAGCGAGAAAGAGAGAUUAGGUUUAUUAGUUUACUAGUGGCGCGCGCCUGUGACACAUUCCAUUCCUUCCCUCCUUUAUAUACAUACACACUGUUGGACGGGCACAAUACAAUUUGGCCCUACUUACCCGGUGUACAGAAGCAACUAUCUAAAAGUAACCAAACCGGCUCAAACACAGCAACAUCGGAAGCGAUCCAUAUCCUUCGAUAGUGAGAGUAAAAAGUGUGUAACGAAAGGAUAAACUCUACAAAGCAACAAAAUGGGGAACGUGUUCGCUAACCUGUUCAAAGGAUUGUUCGGCAAAAAGGAGAUGAGAAUUCUGAUGGUCGGGUUGGAUGCUGCCGGUAAAACCACGAUCCUGUAUAAACUAAAAUUAGGUGAAAUUGUUACAACGAUUCCUACAAUUGGUUUCAACGUGGAGACUGUAGAGUAUAAAAACAUUAGUUUUACGGUUUGGGACGUUGGCGGCCAGGAUAAGAUUCGGCCCCUGUGGAGGCAUUACUUCCAGAACACACAAGGACUUAUCUUCGUUGUCGAUAGCAAUGACAGAGAGCGUAUCGGCGAGGCCCGGGAAGAACUGAUGCGAAUGUUGGCCGAAGAUGAGCUCAGAGAUGCUGUUCUACUGAUAUUCGCAAACAAACAGGAUCUACCAAACGCGAUGAAUGCGGCAGAAAUCACCGACAAGCUAGGACUACACUCGCUAAGAAACCGCAACUGGUACAUUCAGGCCACCUGUGCAACUAGCGGCGACGGACUGUACGAAGGACUGGACUGGCUUUCCAACCAGCUGAAAAACGCAAACCGCUAAAGUAAGAGGAGUGCAAGCUGCGCCCCUUAGGCUCGCCCGGCGCACGUAAGCAAAUUUAGCUAUUAGCAACAGCAGCAAAAACAACAACUACAAGUAAACUACAAACACACAAAACUGAGAAGCAGAAAACCAACAGGCAACAAACAUCCAUUUGAUGACCGAUGAGAGAAAGGACAUGGAAAGGAAUUAAUAGUAGAGAGAUAGAGCUCAGCGUGUGUGUGUGUGCUCGCGCGCGCACGUGCACGUCGCCGACGUGUGUUGUCGUCAUCCAUCAUACUGUCGUCGCACCUUCCCCCCCGACGACGGCACGAGAGAGCGCUUGAUCGAGUUUAUUCAGGUUUUUUUUUCGGCAAAAGAAAGCAGAAGGAUCAUGGAACAGUAUAAGAAGCUUAUAGUGUGUGCAGGAAGAGAUGCAGAGGGCGGUAGGGCGGUAGUGUAGCGGGACUUUCUUCAGUUCAUCGGAGUGUGGUGGAUGGGUGUUGUGUCGUUGCACUUGCGAGUGGGCUUGUGAGAGCGUGUGUGUGUGUGUGUUUGUGUGUGUACAUGUUAAUGUGUUGGUUAGCUCAUGAGGCAGGAAGAAGCGCAAUAUUUUCCAGUGGAAUGUUUAUUACGCUUCUCUUUUUGUCCUCAAGUGUGGCGGAGAUGUACUUGAAGGAGUAUUUGAGUGCACAAUAGCUACUAUUGAAACAUGAACGACCUAUAUGAUGUCUGGAAAAAAAUAAUCUAAUAAUCAAGCGGAAAGUGGAACAGGUUAGGCUUUGACGCUACGAAAGUACAUACAGAGAAACACUUAACAUUAACACAAUUACACACACACACAUACAUUUACACACUUGCUGCACACGUACACCCAACUUACCCACGGACAGCGAACGGGCAAGACGCGGACACUGAAACUAAGCUUAGAGUGUACGGGCUAGACGAAGGAAGAGCGAGCGAGAAAGGAUAAAAAUGAUUAUUUAACCAGGCAAUGUAACAAUAAGAGAGCGCAUUAUACACAUUAACAUAGACGCAGACAAACACACACACACACACACGUACACACUCACACGAUUGGGAGGAGGUUUUGAUAAGGGCGCGAGAAUAGGCAAUGCGUCGUGUGUGUGUGUGUGUGGCAGGCAGGGUACGAAGGUGUGGAAACAUUUAAAGGAUGAAAUAUAAGCCUCCUCAAAAGUG